Messenger RNA from Notothenia coriiceps (black rockcod), 1338 nucleotides. Its product is annotated as interleukin-17 receptor D. Lineage: Eukaryota; Metazoa; Chordata; Actinopteri; Perciformes; Nototheniidae. The transcript is spliced from 12 exons. The coding region runs from base 1 to 1338 and encodes 445 amino acids. Gene Ontology annotation, molecular function: protein binding; interleukin-17 receptor activity. The record is from RefSeq and is a predicted model, not a curated record.
AUGGGGAAUAACGGAGUACAUGGAGGACCUGGAUGUGAAUACUGCAGAAUAACCAGAGCUGAUGUCAAGACAGCUCUGGGCUUUAACUCUUUUAAAGAGUUUGGAAGCUGUAUUCCCUGGCCAUGUUUUGAGUUGCUAGGAAAAAAAGACCCACAAAUCUGUCAGCACUACGUCCACGGUCCAAAUAAUGUGGAGGUUGAAUUUGUAAAUGAACCAAAUUCAGAAUCUGACACCAUAGUUGUCUCCUGGAAGCCCAGCUACUAUGGGAUCGCCUUCCUGCGAGGCUUUCAGGUGUCACUCCAGGCUCUGGGAGGGUCAAGUUUUGCCUGUCAGCUAUUCCUCUUCCACCGUAACCUCUCCCUGCCUGCUUCACAAUCCAAAAGGGUGUACAAGUCGGACCCUUUCCCCGGCCUCCCCCUGGGAUCCCAGUAUGCUGUUACUGUCAUGGCCCUGCCGGUGCCUGAGGAGUGGGAGAGGUUCUACCGCAGCAGGAACUUCUCCUCACGCUCAUGUGCGGAAAAGAAUGGUCUUGAGAAGUGCAAAAAAGAUUGGUACCCCAAACACAUCGAGGUGCAACAGGAAGGGACUGCCAUCACCGUGACCUUUAAUCUGGCUCCUCCACAGCUGGGCAUCAGGAGCUACUUCUCCCUGUGUUAUGCUAACAGCAUGAAGAAAUACACCGACAUCUCUCCUAAUUUCAAGAAAAACAAAACUCACCACAGCUUUCAGAUGAAUGACCUUCAAGAAGGAACCAAUUACACUUGUGAGAUUGCAGCUGACCAAAUGGACGCAGUAAGGAAAACCUUCAAAGUUCAGGUGUUGGACUUCCUCAAAGCAGUUUCAACACCUCACUCUGUGAGUCCCUCAUUGGCUCUGAUGCUCCCACUGGGCCUGUCUGUGGCAGCCAUAUUUGUAGUCCUAGUGGCUGCUCUCAUCUGGAAGACCAGGCUGCAGAUGAAGAAAGUGUACAUUAAACCAGAAAUAAUAAGGCAGCAAGAAGAGAGCGGCACUCAAGAGGGAGUGAUGCCUCUGCCCAGAAACAGGCCGACCCCUCCUCGUCUUCUGAUUUGCUACAGCAGCUGUGACGGCCCCGCCCAUGUUAAAGCCGUCAUGCAGUUAGGGGCCUUCAUACAGCAGCACAUGGCCACUCAGGUGUGCCAUGACCUGUGGGACUCUCCUUCGAGCGGGCUGAUUGACGGGACGCAUGCCUGCCGCACUGCCCGGCAGAUCCCUAGGGAGAGCAGUGACUUCAUGCUUGCUGAUAUGUUCCUGGGGCCUGAACCGCAGGGCAGUGAAGAAGACGGGGGCAGACGACAAGGACCUCCACUAUGGCUCUAA